This is a messenger RNA of Colletotrichum spaethianum, 1956 nucleotides long. RefSeq lists its product as uncharacterized. The transcript has a single exon. The record is from RefSeq and is a predicted model, not a curated record. The coding region runs from base 1 to 1956 and encodes 651 amino acids. NCBI's taxonomy places the organism in Eukaryota, Fungi, Ascomycota, Sordariomycetes, Glomerellales, Glomerellaceae.
AUGGCAAACUCCCUGAACCCGGUCGGGUCGGCAUCCCAUAUGUCUUCAUCGUCCCUCAUGCCCGCACGCCAUGAUGCCGAAGCCCGCCCGCGCAACCGACGCCUCAUCAGCACUAUGGACGAUUCUUCCUCGACCAGCGGGCCUAUAGAGAGGCUUUCUGCUUCCUUAAAUGCCCUGCGUACCCCAUCUAGCCGCGAGCCCAGCCCUAUGCCUUCCGGCCACCUGUCCAGGGGCACAUCUACUAAGCCCAAUGCUCGAGAUGCACCUGCCAGCAACCGACGAAACAAUACCGCACCUAGUACUGCUAGUUUUUUGGAUACGACGUGGUCCCAGGGCUGGGCCUCGAUUCAAGGGCUGGCGUCUUCCAUCUUGUCUGGUGGAAGUGUCCACGAUGCAGGCUACGAGUCAGAUCACAGGGAAGGGAGACGGACGGGGUUCAAUUCUCUUAAACGGGACUAUUCUACGCCGCCACGGAAGGCUCCAAAGGAUUGGGGUCCUGCACCUCCAUCGAAUUCUCGGCCUGAUCAUCGAGACAUAGCGGCAGGUUCUCUCGCGGAGAGAGACGCUGCCCUCAAAGCAGCCCGGACGGCGAGCGUCCUGGAGAGCCACGAGGGCGUCAAUGGGGGUCUUGACGUGGCGGGCAGGUACAAGAGGAGGAACUCGGACGAGGUUGCCAGAGACAUGCCGCAAGAGGAGGAAAUUCAAGAUCAACUGGUGUAUAUCCACCACGUGCAACCAACUGACACCUAUGCCGGCAUAGUGCUCAAAUACAGGUGCCGCGAGGACGCAUUCAGAAAGGCCAAUGGCUUGUGGUCUAGGGAUAUCCAAGUGCGAAAAUGGCUAGCCAUACCGGUCGACGCAUGCGAGAUCAAAGGCCGCCCAUGCGAGCCGCCUUCAUAUGAGGGGCAAGCUGUCGACUUGCUGGCUCCAACACCGGAGCCGAGAAGCGCGCAUGGGCGGGGUGGGCUUACUUCCGCUCAACCGCAGCAAGUUGAUUUCUUCAGCUUGCCGGCCACGAAUGGCUCAGCAUCCGAGCUAUCCAAAAAGGAGGAGCAGGAGGAGCCGCCAUGGACUCACGUUCGGUGGGUUGCUCUGGACUCGGUUCCGAACCCAGUUGAGAUCGCCCGUGUUUCCAAGAAAACAAUAGGGUAUUUCCCGCCACGACGGAAGAAGAGCCUCCGAAGCACUUCGACCAUGUCGACACCGAGGCACUCUCUUGAUACUGCAGCGAUAGCAGCCGGGUUCACGGAAAGCCCCGAACAAGUAGGCAGGCCAUCUUCUCGACGUCAAAGCAACCUCAGCAACAGGCCGAACCUACCCAGCACUCCGGGGCUGUCUACACCUGCGUCAUCCAGAAGCAGGAUGAACAGCGAUGCGGGGGACACACGGCCAGCAUGGAUGAGGAGGCCUGGCGGCGUUGGUUCCCUAAGUCGAAGCGUGCGGGCUCCUGGCCCGGAAAAGGAUUACUUGAACUCGUGGGCGAAGAAGCAUCUCCCUGGGAUCGCCAUCGACGAAUCCCUGCCGUCCAUUUCUGUCAUGGGCUCCGAAACCGCCAAUUUUGGGUUUAGGCCAGGGUCUAGCGGCGGGAUCGUCGAAAGCCCCUUCGAUGAGGGCCAGGAUCUCUCGGCGAGUUCCCGUCAAGGCUCGGGUCUUGACCGUGCUGCGGCGACGGUAGAAACGUGGUUGCGCGGCGCCUUCACCAAAUCCCCUGGCACGCCGAUUUUAGGGACCCGGGGCCGCCACCCGGACGAUCUCGAUCUCAUCGAACUGACGGAUACCAACAGUGACGACGGAAGACUGCCUAUGCCGGUUGGCGGCGGGGUGACAAGUUCAGGCUUACUGGAGGCCCCCCCGAUGACGGUCGGCUCCACGAGCAGGAGUGACGGGAAAGGGUCUGUCAGAGGGCGAGGCUCAAGCAAUAUGGGAGCGGCUGCCAAGGGUAAGAAGUCUGAUUAG